Molecule: messenger RNA, 406 nt
Organism: Cuscuta campestris
Lineage: Eukaryota; Viridiplantae; Streptophyta; Magnoliopsida; Solanales; Convolvulaceae
Source: the annotation of a GenBank genome assembly
UAUGACAAACCUACAAUAACAAAUUAAAGAGUGUAGAGAUGUUCUUGAAGCCCUUGAAUAUGCACCCUGUUCAGUCGAAGACCAUACUGGACAAAUUUGCUGCUGUUGAAAUACUUCAGGGGUAUUUGGAUUUUGUCAACAGAGGCGAAAGGCUAAAGCCACCUGCGGCAUCACCAACGGUGGCAUCACUGGAGGUGGUACGACUGGGGGUGGUACAACUGGUGGCUGUCCCGCUGGCUCAAGUUGAUUCUGCUGCUGCCCUCCGUCACCCAGAGGCGUGAAACUCGAACCCUCGGUGUUCACCGUGUGCACGCUCACGUGCUCCAUCUCCGGAACUACGGACCUGGAUUACGUCGAAAUCGAAUCGAUAGCUCGAACGGAAGACAAAUCAACGAAAUCAACCGAA